AUGUUGCUCUCGCGCUUGUCGUGGCUUGCAUGUCUGGCUGGCUCGGCGAUCGCCACUUCUCCGGAGCAAUGGCGCUCGCAGUCGAUUUACUUCAUGCUCACGGAUCGGUUCGCGAGGACGGAUGGGUCGACGACCUCUCCUUGCGAUACUAGUCAAUCGAAAUAUUGCGGUGGUACUUGGAGAGGCAUUAUCAACAAGCUCGACUAUAUCCAGGACAUGGGAUUCACGGCCAUCUGGAUCACACCUGUGACCAAGCAAAUCUCCAAGACAACCAAAUAUGGGGAUGCGUACCACGGCUACUGGCAGCAGGAUAUCGAUUCUCUGAAUUCGAACUACGGCACCGAAGAUGACCUCAAAGAUCUGGCCUCGGCCCUGCACGACCGUGGAAUGUAUUUGAUGGUCGAUGUCGUGGCCAACCAUAUGGGAUAUGCCGGCUCCGGUGACAAUGUCGAUUACAGUGUGUUCAAGCCAUUCGACUCCCAGAAAUAUUUCCACCCCUACUGCAAGGUCUCGAACUAUGACAACCAAACCGAAGUCCAGGACUGCUGGCUCGGCGACUCGACGGUUGCCCUGGCAGACCUGAACACGGAAAGAGAAGAUGUAAAGAAAAUGUGGUACGACUGGGUUAAAUCUCUUGUUUCCAAAUAUUCCAUCGAUGGUCUACGUAUCGACACUGUCAGACACGUCCAAAAGGACUUUUGGCCAGACUUUAACAAGGCUGCCGGGGUCUACUGUGUUGGCGAGGUCUUUGAAGGCGAUGCAGACUAUACCUGUCCUUACCAAAAGGUUAUGGACGGGGUGCUCAACUACCCGAUUUAUUUCCCUCUCCUGAAAGCCUUCCAGUCGACGAGUGGCAGUAUCAGCGACCUCUACGACAUGAUCAACACCGUGAAAUCGAAGUGCGCUGAUUCAACCCUGCUGGGCUCUUUCAUUGAGAACCACGACAAUCCUCGGUUUGCCUCAUACACCGACGAUAUCUCCCUCGCCAAAAACGCCGCCGCCUUCACCAUCAUGGACGACGGAAUCCCCAUCAUCUAUGCCGGUCAAGAACAGCACUACAGCGGCAACAGCGACCCAGCCAACCGCGAGGCCGUCUGGCUGUCCGGAUACAACAAGGACAGCAAGCUGUACAAGCUGAUUGCAGCGACGAACGCGAUCCGAAACCAUGCCAUCAACCACAACGAUAAAUAUUUGGACUACAAGAACUACCCCAUCUACCAAGACAAAUCCACUCUGGCCAUGCGCAAGGGCUACAAGGGCACGCAGACCGUCACCAUCCUUUCGAACCUCGGUGUCCAGGGAAACAAAUACACGCUUUCUCUCUCCGACACGGGCUUCGAUGCUGGCACAAAGUUGACUGAGAUCUAUACCUGUGCUAGCAUUACCGUGGAUGAGAGUGGGAAGGUACCUGUUCCAAUGGCUGGGGGCGAGCCGCGCAUCUUGUAUCCGAGUUCUGAGCUGAAGGGCUCCAAGGUUUGCUCGUGA
Penicillium alfredii is the source of this 1485-nucleotide messenger RNA. Its product is annotated as alpha-amylase. The record is from RefSeq and is a predicted model, not a curated record. Gene Ontology annotation, molecular function: calcium ion binding; alpha-amylase activity. Gene Ontology annotation, biological process: carbohydrate catabolic process. The transcript is spliced from 9 exons. NCBI's taxonomy places the organism in Eukaryota, Fungi, Ascomycota, Eurotiomycetes, Eurotiales, Aspergillaceae. Bases 1 to 1485 code for a protein of 494 amino acids.